Molecule: messenger RNA, 31213 nt
Organism: Coregonus sp. 'balchen'
Lineage: Eukaryota; Metazoa; Chordata; Actinopteri; Salmoniformes; Salmonidae
Source: the annotation of a GenBank genome assembly
GUUUUCAGGCUGCCUGCUGGUUGCGGAGUUGUGGGGCUCCCUGCUGACCCCAACGUCCCUCCGAUGAACCCCAUGAACUCCAUGAAACCUGGCCUGCCUCCUAAUCCACACAGGUGUGUACCAACUACCCACCCAGCCAGACAGCCUGCCCAUCUCUCCUCCCUCUCCGUUCGAUAAGGAUGAUUCUAAGCUUUGAUGUGUUUUGUAGAUUGGAAGAAUAGCUAUGUGACUUUCAGGGCCUGUAUUCACGUGUCUCAGAGUAGGAGUGCUGAUCUAGGAUCAGGUCCCCCCUCUUAUUCAUUAUGAUUUAAAACACGAAACUGAUCCUUGGUCAUACUCUGAGAUGCUUUGUGAAUACGGGCCCAGAAAUACAUCCUAUCUGUGAAUUUCUGUCAAGGAGGCAAGGGAGAGUCGAGAUGAACUGACAGAUAAAGUGAACUUAUUUUGAGGAUGGCUGGCUAGACGUGGGAGUUGAGAAAAGAGUGUGACAGUAAUGUUUUUAUUUGAAUGAGAAAGUACACCCACACAAGGCAAAAAUAUGCCACCACCUUUCACUCCAACGUAGCUUUAUUUUAAUAUAGAAACACUUACUCAACACAGUUUUGUGCUGAUAUAGCCUUCUAACCCUCACUUCAGUACAGUUUGCCUGGAUAGAGGCCUGGGUCUAGCCCAGCAAAUCUCUCUCUUCCAGUUGAAAUUCCUGUACCACCAACAUCAACUUUCUCUAGCAGUUUACCAUAGUCACCUCUCAGUCCAACCAAGUUGGAUUUUGUUGACAGUAUGAAGUAGCAGCUAGCCUUAACAGCUUUCUCAAUUGGUCCGUGUGUCUGAUGAUGAUGAAGUAGUAUGACCCGGUGUGAUCCCUGUCCCUGGCCUUUGUGCUCUGGGUUGAAGUUCCCCCUAUGUACAGUUCUAGGAUAAGCUUCCCCUCCCCAAAUCCUAACCUUAACCAUUGGGGAAAAUGCUAAACUGACUCAAGAUCUGUAUCUAUGGCCAACUUUAACCUACACCUGCAGUAGCACUUCAGGGAAUCAUCAUUGCACAACAUUUGUGCAGAGCCACACGUUCUAAUACAGUUUGGACCUUGGAUUUGACCAAAUUCAGAAUGACCUCACCUGAAGUAAACUGUUCAGUGAAGUCACAGAGCGUAGCCCCAUCUUACCUGGAGUAUGUUGAACAUGUAACCUAAAGCAAGGAGACUUUAGUGUUGUUGCUCUCUGGCUGCUGGGUAUAACUAGCCUACAUACUGUAGUGUAGGGACUUGGGAGCAGUGGCUCUGCUGCAGCAAGGCUGCACACCAAGUUUGCGUCCCCAGCCUGUUCCCUAUUUAGUGCACUACUUUUGACCAGGAUAGGGAAUAGGGUGCCAUUUGGUAAAUGUGUUGUCACAUCCAUAGAUGUGUGGUGUGCAGCGUGUGAGUCAGUGUGACCUGUGGACAGGUUCUGUGGAGCUCUGAAGAGCUCUGUUGUCUGAGAGUGGAGAGGGGCUCAGAGAAACAUGCCACUGUCCUUUGUCCCAGUCAAGGGAUCAGGCCCACAGGAAGUAGUUUGCAGGAGGUGCCGUGUUGUGGUGUACAUACAUGGUUCUUCUCAUCUUCAUGGUCAUUGAAGGUGUCCCACAUAGUUCAAGGCCGCCUGUACACACACACACCGCGCACACACGCACUGUACACAUGCACACACACACACUACACACACACAACACACACACACAUUUACACUCCCAAUGGGUUUGUGCAGAUGCCUGAGUGUUGUAUCUGUGCAUCAGGGUUUCUGUUAGGAAAAUGUGGCGCCUGACAACAUGACUGGGAAGAUUUUAAUUUACCUGCCAUUUGAGAAAUUUACCGGACCCAUGUGUAUUGUGUGUAUAACCCAUUAGGGCAUCCACCCACGGUGCUCAGAAUGACAGAAAUACCAUUUAGAUUAUGGUAAUGCAUUUUAACAGAACAUGCAACUCGUAAUGUCCCCACCUAUCUUCCAAAAACAUCUGAAACCCUACCUCUUUAAACAGUACAGUGAAUUCGGAAAGAGUCAGACCACUUCCCCUUUUUCCACAUUUUGUUAUGCUACAGCCUUAUUCUAAAGUGGAUUAAAUAUUUUUUCCCCCUCAUCAAUCUACACACAAUACCCCUUAAUGACAAAGCGAAAACAGGUUUUCAGAAAUGUUUGCUAAUUUAUUACAAAUAAAAAACAGACCUUUUGCUAUGAGACUCAAAAUUGAGCUCAGGUGCAUCUUGUUUCCAUUGAUCAUCCUUGAGAUGUUUCUACAACUUGAUUGGAGUCCACCUAUGGUAAAUUCAAUUGAUUGAAAAAGAAAAGGAGAGCCGCACACUCUAGGAGCUCAGAUGCAAUAAUUUAAUAACCUAAUAACCAACGUUUCGACAGACAAGCUUUCUUCAUCAGGGUAUAAUGACAAACACUGUGGGUCACUUGUUUAUAUAGUUUCAAAGGACACACAGGUGUCUGUAAUCAUGGCCAGGUGAGGCUUGAUAUCAUUGGUUAAUUUACAGAUAUAAAUAGAAAAUAUAGAAAACAUGAAUGGAUAGCAUACGAUCAUAGAGACAAUUUGGCUACAUAGGCCUACAAACAUUUACAAUGAAUAGCAAAAUCACAAUAAUGACAAGAAUGGCUUCAGAUCAAAAUCUAUGUUGAGACCGAAGGGAGCAAGGGUCUUUAAAUUAAAGAUCUGCCUGGAUCUCCUUUUCUUUUUUAGGUCUUCUACUCCGCUAGCCAGCACCUAAACAGGUGUGCGUUUCUUUCACCUCCAAAUUCAAUUGAUCGGAUAUGAUUUGGAAAGGCACACACCUGUCUAUAUAAGGUCCCACAGUUGACAGGGCAUAUCAGAGUUAAAACCAAGCCAUGAGGUCAAAGGAAUUGUCCGAAGAGCUCUGAGACAGGAUUGUGUCGAGGCACAGAUCUGGGGAAGGGUACCAAAACAUUUCUGCAGCAUUAAAGGUCCCCAAGAACACAGUGGACUCCAUCAUUCUUAAAUGGAAAAAGUUUAGAACCACCAAGACUCUUCCUAGAGCUGGACGCCUGGCCAAACUGAGCAAUCGGGGGAGAAAGGCGGGAGAACCUUCCAGAAUAACAACCAUCUCUGCAGCACAGCACCAAUCAGGCCUUUAUGGUAGAGUGGCCAGACAGAAGCCACUCCUCAGUAAAAGGCACAUGACAGCCCACUUGGAAUUUGCCAAAAGGCACCUAAAGGACUCUCAGACCAUGAGAAACAAGAUUAUCUGGUAUGAUGAAACCAAGAUUGAACUCUUUGGCCUGAAUGCCAAGAGUCACGUUUGGAGGAAACCUGGCACCAUCCCUACGGUGAAGCAUGGUGAUGGCAGCAUCAUGCUGUGGGGAUGUUUUUCAGCGGCAGGGACUGGGAGACUAGUCAGGAUCGAGGGAAAGAUGAACGGAGCAAAGUACAGAGAGAUCCUUGAUGAAUACCUGCUCCAGACUAGGGCGAAGGUUCACCUUCCAACAGGACAAUGACCCUAAGCAGACAGCCAAGACAACGCAGGAGUGGCUUCGGGACAAGUCUCUGAAUGUCCUUGAGUAGCCCAGCCAGAGUCCGGACUUGAACCCAUCGAACAUCUCUGGAGAGACCUGAAAAUAGCUGUGCAGCAACGCUCCCCAUCCAACCUGACAGAGUUUGAGAGGAUCUGCAGAGAAGAAUGGGAGAAACUCUCCAAAUACAGGUGUGCCAAGCUUGUAGCGUCCUACCCAAGAAGACUCGAAGAUGUAAUCGCUGCCAAAGGUGCUUCAACAAAGUACUGAGUAAAGGGUCUGAAUAGGAAGGCUGCACACCAAGGUUUCAUAACCAAUAUUUAUGUAAAUGUCAUAUUUACGUCUUCUUUUUUGUUUGUUGCAAGAAUUUCUGAAAACCUGUUUAUGCUGUCGUUAUGGGGUAUUGUGUGUAGAUUGAUGAGGGGAAAAAACUAUUUUAUCCAUUUUUGAAUAAGGCUAAUUUCUGUUAAUUAAUCCAUUAAUUACUGUCAUUUACCGUUCUCAUUCUCGGAGUGGAAAAGUUGUUUGCAGAGUUCACAACCUGCCUCACUUGUGAGAAACAUGUUUUGGUUUAUUUCAUAACCAUCAUUUACGAGAUUUAUAAAUUUUUUCAUUGCCUUUUGUUUGGCGUGCUCAGUGUGAACAAUGAGCAUGUGUCUGGUUUCUCUGUCCUGAUAAUGUUGAGGGAUCGUGCACGCCUGAGCACGUAUAGAAGUACCUGGCCUGCUGCGUGGAAAUGUAGGAAAGUGGUUUUUUUAACAUCCAUUGCGAAUUAUAAUAUAAUAAAACUAUAGUUCUUCACUGUAAGCUAUUUGAAAAAUCUUUCCAACAUUCUCCCCCUCGAUAAUCACCAAUCCUCAGUGUGAAAGAACAAUGGAAGUUAUAAGCCUACUGCUGCAUUGGCCUAUACAUUGGCAUUUUCCCUAUUUUGUUGCCUUACAACCUGGAAUUGAAAAUUGAUUUUUUGGGGGUUUGUAUCAUUUGAUUUACACAACAUGCCUACCACUUUGAAGAUUUUUUUUUUUUUUUUUUUUGUGAAACAAAAAAGAAAUAAGACAAAAAAAACAGAACUUGAGCGUGCAUAACUAUUCACCCCGCCAAAGUCAAUACUUUGUAGAGCCACCUUUUGCAGCAAUUACAGCUGCAACUCUCUUGGGGUAUUUCUCCAUAAGCUUGGCACAUCUAGCUACUGGGAUUUUUUCCCAUUCUUCAAGGCAAAACUGCUCCAGCUCCUUCAAGUUGGAUGGGUUCCGCUGGUGUACAGCAAUCUUUAAGUCAUACCACAGAUUCUCAAUUGGAUUGAGGUCUGGGCUUUGACUAGGCCAUUCCAAGACAUUUAAAUGUUUCCCCUUAAACCACUCGAGUGUUGCUUUAGCAGUAUGCUUAGGGUCAUUGUCCUGCUGGAAGGUGUACCUUUGUCCCAGUCUAAAAUCUCUGGAAGACUGAAACAGGUUUCAUUCAAGAAUUUCCCUGUAUUUAGCGCCAUCCAUCAUUCCUUCAAUUCUGAGCAGUUUCCCAGUCCCUGCCGAUGGAAAAACAUCCCCAUAGCAUGAUGCUGCCACCACCAUGCUUCACUGUGGGGAUGGUGUUCUCGGGUGUGAUGAGAGGUGUUGGGUUUGCACCAGACAUAGCGUUUUCCUUGAUGGCCAAAAAGCUCAAUUUUAGUCUCAUCUGACCAGAGUACCUUCUUCCAUAUGUUUGGGGAGUCUCCCACAUGCCUUUUGGCGAACACCAAACGUGUUUGCUUAUUAUUUUCUUUAAGCAAUAUCUUUUUUCUGGCCACUCUUCCAUAAAGCCCAGCUCUGUGUAGUGUACGGCUUAAAGUGGUCCUAUGGACAGAUACUCCAAUUGCCGCUGUGGAGCUUUGCAGCUCCUUCAGGGUUAUCUUUGGUCUUUUUGUUGCCUCUCUGAUUAAUGCACUCCUUGCCUGCUCCGUAAGUUUUGGUGGGAGGCCGUCUCUUGGCAGGUUUGUUGUGGUGCCAUGGACUAUUUUGUGUAUGUCCAUUACAUGAAAUCCAAAUAAAAAUCCAUUUAAAUUACAGGUUGUAAUGCAACAAAAUAGGAAAAGCGGCAAUGGGGAUGAAUACUUUUGCAAGGCACUAUAGGCUAUGAGUUCCAUGCGCUCAUUUCUUUAUGCGCCAUUGGAUCAUGGCGAUCUCGCAUUAGUUGACUUUUAACUUUUCGAUUUUGAUCAUUUUAAUUCCGAUUUUUAUGAUUAACCAUGUGACAAUGAUUUUGAGAAACUAAAAUGUUAUUAUUUAAAUGAAACUGUUCCACGAAAAUGCGCAUAUGAAAAUCAUAACUGGCACGUAAAACAGUAGAAAUGGUAGGUUAAUUAUAAGCUUUCCCAAACUUGAAACUCACUCGCCGACGAAUUCUUUAUAAAAUAAUUGCCUCCACGCUUUAUGGUCAGAUUUUGCCUAUAGGCUACUUUGAAGCAAGGUAAGACAUGCCUCAUAAAAUGAAAUAAAACAUUCAGGUUUCAAACAAUUAAGUAUGUCUUCAAAAUGCAUACUGGCUCUAGCUCACAUUGUAAAGUGGUGGGUGACGCGCUGAUAUCCUGUUGCCUGCACUUGAAUAGUGAUUGGGAGGCACGCUUCAAUUACCUAUUGAGAAAUAAAAAAAGUAUUAUUUUUAAUCGUUCACCAAAACUGUUUUUAACACAUGAUUGCCUUUAGAAUUGUUGCGCAAAGAAUGGGCUUAUAAAAGCAGGUUUUACUGUUCCAGCAGCUAACAGCUGAGGAGCUCUGUAUGCUGUGCACGUGUGAUAGUUGUGUCAAUAGACACAUGAUGACUAACGAAAAUACACACAGGCCAAUUUCAUUUCACUAAAUUAUGCAAAUUACCUAUAGACCCAUAAGAAUCACGGUCAAAUGUAUUUCUAUCGACUGGUAUUUCCAUCAAUGAAUAUAAGCAUAAUUUUGCAAUGGGAUUUUUUAAAGUCUCCCAGUCAUUUUGGCCGGCAACAGGCUUUUCAUUUUUUUUAUCGGCCAAAAUAACGGAAACCCUGCUGUGCCUGUGUGGCCACCGUGCCAGACUCAACAAGAUGUGCGCUGCAAGGCUGAUUAUGGAAAGCAAACAGGAAUAACUAGAGCAGGCCUGUUUUACCCAGUAUGAGUCACACACACACACGUAACUUCUCUCUUGGCACUGCUACUUUUACCCCUAUCUAGGUGACGGCUUUAUCUCCAUGGAGACAUGGUGCAGUGUCGUGUGAUAAUGUGACUGACAUGCACAAGGCAAAUCCACUAAGUAAAGCACAGGCAGCACACAUGCUCAGCAGAGAUUUUAAAUAUGAACGGGCUAUAGCAAAGCCAGAAUCUUCAGGCAUGCAUGUUGCUUACAUGUAUAAAUACAUUUCCAUAUUUCUCUCCUGACAAAGCAAAGCUCCAGCAUCAGCUCAAAGCUCCGACUUAUCCACCUUAUCCCAUAGUUGAGGUCCCCGAAGCGCCAUAGAGGAAGUGUUGGUCACGACCCAAUUCUCCAGUCAGUAAUCUCUCUCUGUCUCUCCUCCUCCUCAGUGACGGCUCCUACCCUUAUGACCCUGUGUCCUGGCAGCAAGGCAGCAAUCAGCCGGCAGGCUCCCUGUCUGUGGUAACCACAGUGUGGGGGGUGACCAAUCCUUCACCCAGCCAGGUAUGGAUAGACCCGUGACCCCAUGAAAGCAAACAUUAAGGCUGCGUCCCAAAUGGCACCCUAUUCCCUAUGUAGUGCACUACUUUUGACCAGGACCCAUUUGGGACGCUACCUACAGCUGCGAUACAAUGUCACCCUCCCUUCCCUUCCUCCACAGGCGAUAGAUCAACAUUCCAAAGUACAAGUAUCAUCGCGGUGCGAUAUUAGAACUAGGUUGAUAGUGAUUCACCUCGUAACGCUCCUCUGUUUGUUUCUCCUCCCCCUCUCAGGUCCUGGGUGGGAACCCGAUGGGCCCAGGUGGGAACUCUGGCGGGGGCAACAUGAUGCCUGGCCACAGCCCUGGGAUGGGCCAGCAGUUUAUUGGUCAACAGGGCUACCCGGAGCCCAACAAAGGCUACAUGCAGCAGGGCAUGUACGGCAGGGGCAAUGGGGGAUACCCUGCCGGGCCUGGCUACGUGGGCAGGUAAGCGUCAGACAGACAGAUAUAGCCCAGGCCCAGGCCACAUGUUUUUACCUCCGCUCAUUCAUGUGGAAUUACCUCGUGGAGAAGGAGAGGAGAGAUUUGGAGGCAAAGAUUAAGUGAGUCAACAUCUUGACCACACACACAUGCCCGUGUUGGCAAUAUGCCUCUGCCAACUCCAGUAUGUGAAGGCUGGAUAGUGUCAGAGCUCCUCAUCCAUCUUCCUUUGCUGCAACCGUUUCCUUUUAGUGAGACCUGUCUCUGACUCACCCAUUGACAGCAGCAUCCUUUUGCCAUCCCCUCUCAUACCAUUGUAGAUUCAGUCGACUAGUAGGCUAUUUAAUCCUGAAUAGACUAAAUUGUUAAACAUUCAGGGUGACACUAGUGGUUAAGAGCGUUGUGCCAGUAACAGAAAGGUCGCUGGUUCUAAUCCUCAAGCCGACUAGGUGAAAAAUCUGCCGAUGUGCCCUUGAGCAAGGCACUUAACCCUAAUUGCUCCUGUAAGUCGCUCUGGAUAAGAGCGUCUGCUAAAUGACAAAAAUAAAUAAAUAAAUACAAAUAAUCUCUAUGCACCAUUCGUUUUUGAAUAGCUGGAACUAUUCCCUCCGAGCACAAGGGACAAGAGUCCAAACCAAAACAGAAUGAAUUAGCUGUCAGACAUGUUGUAUAGUAGUCCUCCUUUAGUCUUUGUAUAGUAGCAAUGAGGAUGAUGGUUUCUGGUUAUACGGAACAGUUACUGUUUUACAGGGAGAAAAUGUACCUGUGUGUGAAAUACUGGAGACACACACUAUUUUCAGAUUGGUUUAUUUUGAAACAACCAUUUCUCUGCCGCCUCAGUUACCCCAAUAACGGAGGGGGGUCUAUGGGCAUGCCCCCUCACGGCAUCCGCCCUCAAACCGACUUCACCCAGGCGGCGGCGGCAGCUGUGGCCGCAGCGGCUGCCACAGCAACGGCCACAGCCACGGCAACGGUUGCUGCUAUCCAGGAGAAGCAGAACCAGGAGAUGAACUAUGGCCAGGUAAGGAAGGAGGGAUGGAGGGAGGGAGGGAGAGCAAGGUAGUACAUGCUCUAGAGUUAAUUUUUCCAUAGGUAUAGAUCUAGGAUCAGCUUGCCUUCUCCCAAAUCCUAACCUUAACCAUUAGAGGGGAAAAUGCAAAACUGACCCAAGAUUAGUAUCUAGGGGCAACUUAAUCCUACUCUGCUAUUGUAAUACUAUUGUCUCAGGAUGACCACAAGCCAGGGGUUGAGACGUAAAAGCCUUAUGGGAGUUGCCUGUCAGACUCAUGUAUUGUGUUGAAACAUCCAACCAAAAUGGUGGCCUCUGUGGGUCUGAGUGGAUACUGCACCCCCUGCUGGCUGUAGGAGUGAGUGUCUUAUGAGCAACACCGCUCAAAUGGACUGUAUUUAUACGUUAUUAUAACCACGUAAACCAGGGAAAACAGAGAACAUCAAAGAGACUUCUGUUUGCUUUAUCUCAUCUGCCAUGUCACGCCCACACUAACCUAGAGGACUUUUCAGAUGGGCGGCGGCGCGGGCUACAACACACAGUUCAUGCAACACCCGGGCCCCAGAGGUCCCCCUGGCAUGUCCCCGGCAGGGAUGGGUCCCGCUCGUCCCCCGUCCAUGGGGCCCAUGUACGGAGCCCCUCAGGGCCAGAGGAUGCCCCAGCACCCGGGCUACCCCGGGGCUCAGCAGGGACCCCCCAGGCCGCAGCAGGGACUCAAACGCCCAUACAACGCUGAGGUUCGUCUCUCCCGGCGAAUUACUUCACAUACUUUCUAAUGCAAACCAUUUGUAGACUGAUAGCCAUAAAUUGGAAAUAUACAGUGUGAAUUAUAAUACUAUGUUAACACCUACAUACAUCCAUAAUCAUAUUUCAUUUAAUUUGAUUAAGCUUGAUCUUGAUAUGUAGUUGUUUUUGGUUACACUGUCCAACUUCACCAAAAUGGGCCAUUUUCUUAUAGUAGUCCCUUCACAUUUUAGCAAGUUAACGCCUCUAAUAAAUGCUGGGUAUCAAAGUGUAAUUUCGCCAGCUUAAAACUCAAGUAAGCUCAACUUCCUUAUUUGGUGAGGUCAUUCUCUGUAACAUUAUAGCUUUCAUUUCGUUGUAUCCCCAUCAUACCAGAAAUAUAAUUGUGUGCCCAGUUUUGUUUUGAGGUCAACACAUAUCUCUGUUCCAUUUUGCCCCCUCUGUGUCUCUCCCUCAGGGCUUUCCCGGGCAGCAGUAUGGUCCAGGCAUGGCUGGCCCUGCUCCUGGUCAGGGGCCCUACCCUGGGCAGCCCAUGCAGUACCACGGGGGCCCGGGGCCCCAGCGCUCAGCUACCUCCCCCUCCUACCAAGGCCACAAAAUGCCCAUGCAGCAGGGCAACAUGGGCCAGUACCCCUCGGGACCAGCCCACCCAGGACAGUACUACAAGGUAACGCUUCCUACGCUGUCCAGUGUCUGUCUGUCUGUUUCACAGCCUGGUGGCCUGUGCUGUUUUCACACCCUCCUUCCCAUGUGUGUGUAUGCCCUGGCUGGCUACUGUAAUAAUACCCAAACUAGAGUCCAGAGUACAAACCAGUGUUUUGCGAUUUGCCUUUCAGUCGGAGCAGUUCAACGGGCAGGGCAACACGCUAAAUUCACUAGCAGCCGGGGGAGUCGGUGGACCUUACAACACCUUCAACCAGGCUGCAGUCAAUGGGGUGAGAGAGAGAGAACUCAUUCUACCUUCAUUAUGUUUUUGUGUAACAUGGUCCCAGAUCUGUUUGUGCUCUCUUGCCAAUGGCCAUAGGAGUUGGCAAGACGGCACAAACAGAUUUGGGACUAGGCUUGUCUUUGUGUGUGGAGAUGUAGACCUACGUUGCCUCUGAAAGGCAACAUCUCAAAGCACAGCACAUUGCUGGUAUUUUUAGUCCUCCGAGUACAGCAACCUAACCCUACUCUUGUUCUCUUUGUGUCCCAGCCGGGCAGGGCGAUGCCUGGUUAUCCAAGCUCUCCCCUUCCUGGAAACCCCACCCCACCCAUAACCCCGGGCAGUGCGGUGCCCCCCUACAUGUCUCCUGGCCAUGACGUCAAGCCCUCUUUUCUGCCUGACAUCAAGCCAAACAUGAACUCCCUACCCCCACCACCCCCCACAGGUAAACCCAAACAUGACACACUCACACACAGAAUAUGCUUUUGAAAUCCCCUGUCUCUCAGUAGCUAGGCUUCCAUCCAAUUGGGGACAGAUUUUCAUGCGAAUAUUCAAAAAUCUGCAUAAAGAAAAUAGGUACAUUUUCCCACCAGUGGUGUGUUUCCACCAAACGGACUUAUUGGAGAUAAAAAUCAGUGCUGAUGACGUAGUGCACUCAAAAUGUACCUUUUUGCGUAUGUUCUAUGUGUUGUCACAAAAACUGUUGCAUUAAAUAGAAGAUGUGCCUACUAUGGUCUUGUUACGUGUACUUUAGCCAGCAGCUCGCAGAUACAGGGUAAUGGCUAGAAGUGAUCUAGCUUUUGUCGACUCACCGUCAGAUUUGACUUUUCGUAGCAGGUUAGGAGAAUUUACGCAGCAGGUUAUAAUAAUUAGGUAAAGGUUAGGAAAAUGAUUAGGGUUUGCUCAAAUAAAAAAAAAAAAAACUUUUGACGUUAAUUUGACAAUAACUGGAUCCCAUCUAGCCAUGGCUCAGAUACAGUGCGGGUAGGCUAGUUUACAUGAUGAGAUUAUGGAUAUUUUUCAAAACGGCAGUCAACCAUCGAUCAUCAUGUCACCAGAAUAAGACCCUCGACAUUUAUUGGAGAGGAGCAUCAAGCUCAUACCAUGCACUUUCUCCACCCUGUGAAGUUCAUCAUAACUUACUUAAUCUGUAGCCUAAUUUAAACUGCAUGGUUUCCCGAGUCGUAGUGGGAGGACCACACACCAUGUCGUCGCGUGACUCCAAGUUUACUUCAAUAUGAUGGUUAUUAUAUCAAUAUUAGCACAUCAAUGCGUUUCCACUGCCAUUUCUCGCAUAAUUAAUUUUACAGACACAAAAAGGUCCCACCAUGUCAAACUAACAAAUUAUCUGUCGGUAUUUAUACAAUUGUACUGAAACUUCCUGUUUCCAUCACAACUGUCGUGAUUAAUUUUUAUAUGGUAUGACAUUACUCGCAUAAAAACUGUGGAUGGAAGCGUGGUUAGUGUAGUCUUUGGUUUCACCGUUUAUCUGCAUUUACGCAAGUAAUGCUCGGUGCCUCCAGAAAACAGAGAAACCAGUGUUGUGUGUGUUUGGACGGUCUAACAACGAGACAUGGUGGCUGAUUGAUUGCGCCUGGCCUCGCUCAACAGGUAACCCCAGCGACGACCUGCGGCUGACCUUCCCCGUACGAGACGGCGUGGUGCUGGAACCCUUCCGCCUGGAGCACAACCUGGCCGUCAGCAACCACGUCUUCCAGCUGCGCGACUCCGUCUACAAGACCCUCAUGAUGAGGUCCGAGCUCUGCUGCUCUUCAUGUUAUAUACUGCUAUGCUAUACUAUAUUAUACUAUACCAUGCUAUACUAUAAUAUACUGUACUGUGCUAUACUAUAUUAUACUAUACCAUGCUAUACUAUAAUAUACUGUACUGUGCUAUACUAUAUUAUACUAUACCAUGCUAUACUCUAAUAUAAUGUACUGUGCUAUACUAUAUUAUACUAUACCAUGCUAUACUAUAAUAUACUGUACUGUGCUAUACUAUAUUAUACUAUACCAUGCUAUACUAUAAUAUACUGUACUGUGCUAUACUAUAUUAUACUAUACCAUGCUAUACUAUAAUAUACUGUACUGUGCUAUACUAUACCAUGCUAUACUAUACUAUAGUAGGCUAUACUACUAUAUUGCUUUUGUAGAUUAUUUGGCUCGUGUGUGUACCGUACGCAGGCCGGACUUGGAGCUCCAAUUUAAGUGUUACCACCACGAGGACCGUCAGAUGAACACCAACUGGCCAGCGUCGGUGCAGGUGAGCGUCAACGCCACGCCCCUCACCAUCCAGCGCGGUGACAACAAGACUUCCCACAAGCCCCUGUACCUGAAGCAAGUGUGCCAGCCUGGCAGGAACACCAUCCAGAUCACUGUCACCGCCUGCUGUUGUGUAAGUGGCCUGCAGCGCGCACACACACACACACACACACACUCUCUGUUGAAUGGAGUCUCACCAUUGUAACCAACUCUUCUGCAAGUGUCAUGUCACAGUUCAAAUUGAGGCACAGUCAAACCUGUAGCCCUCUAUGUAGAGACAAGUGUUCACUAUUGCACUGAACAUCUCUAAUCCUAAAUAUCUCUUUCGCUGUCUCUUUCCUUCUCUCAACCCCUCGUCCUCUCUACCUGCAGUCGCACCUGUUUGUGCUCCAGCUGGUUCACAGGCCGUCAGUGCGCUCGGUGCUGCAGGGCUUGAUGAAGAAGAGGCUGUUGCCAGCGGAGCACUGUGUCACUAAGAGUGAGUGGAGCAUUUAUUUAAUCUUUAAUUUACCAGGAAAAUCCCAUUGAGAUAUAAAAUCUAUUUUAAAAGGGAAACCUCGCAUUGGAACUAGGACUACCACUGGUACCACCAUUUGCCAUUCUCAGUUGUCUCAAAUCUAUUGCAAAGUCUGAACAAGCUUUUAGUAGUAUACAGUCCAUUCGGAAAGUAUAAAGACCCCUUGACUUUUUCCACAAUUUGUUACGUUACAGACUUAAUCUAAAAUUGAUUAAAUAGUUUUUUUCCUUCAUCAAUCUACACACAAUACCCAUAACGACAAAGCAAAAACAUGUUUUUUGAAAUUGCAAAUGUAAUAAAAAACUGAUAUCACAUAAGUAUUCAGACCCUUUACUCAGUACUUUGUUGAAGCACCUUUGGCAGCGAUUACAGCCUCGAGUCUUCUUGGGUAUGACGCUACAAGCUUGGCACACCUGUAUUUAGGGAGUUUCUCCCAUUCUUCUCUGCAAAUCCUCUCAACCUCUGUCAGCUUCAGGCUCUGGGCCACUCAAGGACAUUCAGAGACUUGUCCCGAAGCCACUCCUGCGUUGUGUUGGCUGUGUGCUUAGUGUCAUUGUCUUGUUGGAAGGUGAACCUUUGCCCCAGUCUGAGGUCCUGAGCGCUCUGGAGCAAUCUCUCUGUACUUUGCUCCGUUCAUCUUUCCCUCGAUCCUGACUAGUCUCCCAGUCCCUGCUGCUGAAAAACACAACCAGAGCAUGAUGCUGCCACCACCAUACUUCACCGUAGCAAUGGUGCAAGGUUUCCUUCAGACGUGACUCUUGGCAUUCAGGCCAAAUAGUUCAAUCUUGGUUUCAUCAGACCAGAGAAUCUUGUUUCUCAUGGUCUGAGAGUCCUUUAGGUGCCUUUUGGCAAACUCCAAGCGGACUGUCAUGUGCCUUUUUACUGAGGAGUGGCUUCCGUCUGGCCACUACCAUAAAGGCCUGAUUGGUGGAGUGCUGCAGAGAUGGUUGUCCUUCUGGAAGGUUCUCCCAUCUCCACAGAGGAACUCUGGAGCUCUGUCAGAGUGACCAUUGGGUUCUUGGUCACCUCCCUGACCAAGGCCCUUCUCCCCCGAUUGCUCAGUUUGGCCGUGCGGCCAGCUUUAGGAAGAGUCUUGGUGGUUCAAAACUUCUUCCAUUUAAGAAUGAUGGCCACUGUGUUCUUGGGGACCUUCAAUGCUGCCGAAACGUUUUGGUACCCUUCCCCAGAUUUAUGCCUCGACACAAUGCUGUCUAGGAGCUCUACGGACAAUUCCUUCGACCUCAUGGCUUGGUUUUUGCUCUGACAUGCACUGUCAACUGUGCAACCUUAUAUAGACAGGUGUGUGCCUUUCCAAAUCAUGUCCAAUCAAUUGAAUUUACCACAGGUGGACUCCAAUCAAGUUGUAGAAACAUCUCAAGGAUGAUCAAUGGAAACAGGAUGAACCUGAGCUCAAUUUCGAGUCUCAUAGCAAAGGGUCUGAAUACUUAUGUACAGAAUUAUUAAUACAUUUACCAGAAAUUAUAAAAACCUGUUUCGCCAUUUUGGGGUAUUGUGUGUAGAUUGAUGAGGAAAAAAUGUAUUUAAUCAAUUUUAGAAUAAGGCUGUAACGUAACAAAAUUUGGAGAAAGGGGUCUGAAUACUUUCCGAAUGCACUUUUAGUAGUAUUUAGUAGCCAUUUAGCAGAUGCUUUUAUCCAAAGCUAAUAACAGUAGUGCGUGCAUAAAUAUUCAUAUUGGUGGCCCCAGCGGGAAUCAAACCCACAAUCCUGACAUCGCAGGCACCAUGCUUUACCAGCUGAGCGACAUAGCCUUUGUGAAACCUGUGCAUUCAUUUCUCCAUCCCUUUUACGCUACCGUCCCAUGAUAAGGCACUGAGUACUACGGGCAUCAUAGCAUUAGCAUUACAUCCUGUGACUCUAGAAUGGGGACUUCACUCACCACAUGGCCUAUAGGUCUCUAAAGCCCUGUUCACACUGCACUUAGCUAAGGGAGCUUUUAGCCUGGGGCUAAGAGAGUGUUCACACUUGCAUAUUAUAAAGUGGGCUAGCACCAACCUUAGCCCAGGUCUAGCCAAUCAGAUUUCCAUUCAAAUCAAAUCAAAUGUUAUUUGCCACAUCACCGAAAACAACAUGUGUAGACCUUACAGUGAAAUGCUUACUUACAAACCCUUAACCAACAAUGCAGUUUUAAGAAAGAAUACCAAAAAAAAUGCAAAUAGUCUGGGUAGCCAUUUGAUUAGAUGUUCAGGAGUCUUAUGGCUUGGGGGUAGAAGCUGUUUAGAAGCCUCUUGGACCUAGACUUGGUGCUCCGGUACCACUUGCCAUGCGGUAGCACAGAGAACAGUCUAUUACUAGGGUGGCUGGAGUCUUUGACAAUUUUUAGGGCCUUCCUCUGACACCACCUGGUAUAGAGGUCCUGGAUGGCAGGAAGCUUGGCCCCAGUGAUGUACUGGGCCGUACGCACUACCCUCUGUAGUGGCUUGCGGUCUGAUGCCGAGCAGUUGCCAUACCAGGCAGUGAUGCAACCAGGCAGGAUGCUCUUGAUGGUGCAGCUGUAGAACCUUUUGAGGAUCUGAGGACCCAUGCCAAAUCUUUUCAGUCUCCUUAGGGGGAAUAGGUUUUGUCGUGCCCUCUUCACGACUGUCUUGGUGUGCUUGGACCAUGUUAGUUUGUUGGUGAUGUGGACACCAAGGAACUUAAAGCUCUCAACCUGCUCCACUACAGCCCCGUCGAUGAGAAUGGGGGCGUGCUCUGUCCUCUUCUUUUUCCUGUAGUCCACAAUCAUCUCCUUUGUCUUGAUCACUUUGAGGGAGAGGUUGUUGUCCUGGCACCACAUGGCCAGGUCUCUGACCUCCUCCCUAUAGGCUGUCUCGUCGUUGUCGGUGAUCAGGCCUACUACUGUUGUGUCAUCGGCAAACUUAAUGAUGGUGUUGGAGUCGUGCCUCGGCAUGCAGUCAUGAGUGGACAGGGAGUACAGGAUGGGACUGAGCACGCACCCCUGAGGGGCCCCCGUGUUGAGGAUCAGUGUGGCGGAUGUGUUGUUACCUAUCCUUACCACCUGGGCGCGGCCCGUCAGGAAGUCCAGGAUCCAGUUGCAGAGGGAGGUGUUUAGUCCCAGGGUCCUUAGCUUAGUGAUGAGCUUUGAGGGCACUAUGGUGUUUAACGCUGAGCUGUAGUCAAUUAAUAGCAUUCUCACAUAGUUGUUCCUUUUGUCCAGGUGUGAAAGGGCAGUGUGGAGCGCAAUAGAGAUUGCAUAAUCUGUGGAUCUGUUGGGGCGGUAUGCAAAUUGGAGUGGGUCUAGGGUUUCUGGGAUAAUGGUGUUGAUGUGAGCAAUGGACCAGCCUUUCAAAGCACUUCAUGGCUACACACGUACGUGCUACGGGUCAGUAGUCAUUUAGGCAGGUUACCUUAGUGUUCUUGGGCACAGGGACUAUGGUGGUCUGCUUGAAACAUGUUGGUAUUACAGACUCGGACAGGGAGAGGUGGAAAAUGUCAGUGAAGACACUUGCCAGUUGGUCAGCGCAUGCUUGGAUUACACGUCCUGGUAAUCCGUCUGGCCCUGCGGCCUUGUGAAUGUUGACCUGUUUAAAGGUCUUACUCACAUCGGCUACAGAGAGCGUGAUCACACAGUCGUCUGGAACAGCUGAUGCUCUCAUGCAUGUUUCAGUGUUACUUGCAUCGAAGCGAGCAUAGAAGUAAUUUAGCUCAUCUGGUAGGCUCGUGUCACUGGGCAGCUCACGGCUGUGCUUCCCUUUGUAGUCUGUAAUAGUUUGCAAGCCCUGCCACAUCGGAUGAGCGUCGUAGCCGGUGUAGUACGAUUCGAUCUUAGUCGUGUAUUGACGCUUUGCCUGUUGGUUCGUCGGAGGGCAUAGCGGGAUUUCUUAUAAGCGUCCGGGUUAGAGUCCCGCUCCUUGAAAGUGGCAGCUCUAUCCUUUAGCUCAGUGCGGAUAUUGCCUGUAAUCCAUGGCUUCUGGUUGAGGUAUGUACGUACAGUCACUGUGGGGACGACGUCAUCGAUGCACUUAUUGAUGAAGCCAGUGACUGAUGUGGUGUACUCUUCAAUGCCAUUGGAAGAAUCCCGGAACAUAUUCCAGUCUGUGCUAGCAAAACAGUCCUGUAGCUUAGCAUCUGCUUCAUCUGACCACUUUUUUUAUUGACCAAGUCACUGGUGCUUCCUGCUAUAGUUUUUGCUUGUAAGCAGGAAUCAGGAGGAUAGAAUUAUGGCCAGAUUUGCCAAAUGGAGGGCGAGGGAGAGCUUUGUACGCGUCUCUGUGUGUGGAGUAAAGGUGGUCUAGAGUUUUUUUUCCUCUGGUUGCACAUUUAACAUGCUGGUAGAAAUGAGGUAAAACGGAUGUAAGUUUCCCUGCAUUAAAUCCCCGGCCACUAGGAGCGCUGCCUCUGGAUGAGCGUUUUCCUGUUUGCUUAUUGCCGUAUACAGUUCAUUGAGUGCAGUCUUAGUGCCAGCAUCGGUUUGUGGUGAUAAAUAGACAGCUACGAAGAAUAUAGAUGAAAACUCUCUUGGUAGAUAGUGUGGUCUACACCUCAGGCUAGAAAAACAUCAACACCUUCCUUAGAUAUCGUGCACCAGCUGUUGUUUACAAAUAUACAUAGACCGCCACCCCUUGUCUUACCAGAGGCUGCUGUUCUAUCCUGCCGAUACAGUGUAUAACCCGACAGCUUUAUGUUAUUCAUGUCUUCGUUCAGCCACGACUUGAAACAUAAGAUAUUACAGUUUUUAAUGUCCCAUUGGUAGGAUAUACGUGCUUGUAGUUCGUCCACUUUAUUAUCAAGUGAUUGUAAAUUGGCCAAUGGUAUCUAUGGCAAAGGCAGAUUAGCCACUCGUUGCCGGCUCCUUACCAGGCUCCCCGAUCUUCUUCCGCGAUAUCUCCUUUUCUUUCUACUGCGAAUGACGGGGAUGAGGGCCCUGUCGGGGGUCUGGAGCAAAUCCCUCUCGUCCGACUCAUUAAAGAACAAUUAUUUGUCCAGUUCAAGGUGAGUAAUCGCUGUUCUGAUGUCCAGAAGCUCUUUUCGGUCGUAAGAGACGGUAGCAGCAACAUUAUGUACAAAAUAAGUUAUAAACGGCAGCCAUCCCCUCCGGCGCCAUUGAAUAUUCUACUCCAGAAAAGUGACAGUUGCUUUCAGUUAACCCUGCUUGUGUGAACACAGGCUAAGUUAACAAAGGGCCAUUCUUAGCAUGAGGCUAAGGAUAGCCCAGGGCUAAGAAAAAUGCAGUGUGAAAAGGCCUUAAAUUCACUCUCUCCCCCGCUCCCCACUGCAGUCAAGAGGAACUUCAGCAGUGGCACCAUCCCAGGGACGCCGGGGCUGAAUGGAGAGGACGGGGUGGAGCAGACAGGUAUCAGGGUAUCCCUCAAGUGCCCCAUCACCUUCCGCCGCAUCCAGCUGCCAGCGCGGGGCCAUGACUGCAGACACAUACAGGUCAGUACUCCUCGCCAGUACCACACCGCUCAGCUUCACUAACACUGCUCCCUCCGGGUGGAAGAAAACACAGUGCUGCAUCUGAAAUGGCACCCUAUUCCCUAAAUAGUGCACUACUUGUAGGGCACUAUAUAGGGAAUAGGGUGUCACUUCAGACGUAGCCAGUGUUGAUCCCCCACCUCUUCCCUGGAGAUAGGCUAUACAACGCUUGAGUGCCAAGGAAGUCACAUGUCAGAGCUCUAUACACAUGUGAGGGUGAGGAGUUGUGAAAGGCGGAUCAAUGUUAUGUUUCUGUAUCAGGAUGUUGUUGAAUUUUCCGCUAAACCUACUAUCUCUCUCUACCUGGUUUCAGUGUUUCGACCUGGAGUCCUACCUGCAGCUGAACUGUGAGAGGGGGACCUGGCGCUGUCCUGUGUGCAAGUACGUUAGAAUAGUAGACUACUACAUAACUCCCUUGCACGGUUCAAAUAGAUUGAAGCUCACUACUAUGUCCUAAAUAGAUUGAAGCUCACUACUAUGUUUACAUUUACAUUUACAUUUAAGUCAUUUAGCAGACGCUCUUAUCCAGAGCGACUUACAGUUAGUGAAUACAUUAUUAUAAAAAAAAUGUAUACUGGCCCCCCGUGGGAAUCGAACCCACAACCCUGGCGUUGCAAACGCCAUGCUCUAUCAACUGAGCUACAUCCCUGCCGGCCAUUCCCUCCCCUACCCUGGACGACGCUGGGCCAAUUCGAACCAGGAUCUCUAGUGGCACAGUUAGCACUGCGAUGCAGUGCCUUAGACCAUGUCCUAAAUAGAUUGAAGCUCACUACUAUGUCCUUUCCCCCUUGCAGUAAGACGGCUCUACUGGAGGGUCUAGAGGUGGACCAGUACAUGCUGGGGAUCCUCAUCUACAUUCAUAAGUAAGAACCAACUCCUGCAUGUCAUGCUGACUUGUACCUGAUUCUGCUUUAUAUUCUUCCCCCCAUAUUCCUCUCCCAUUCUCUAUUAUUUCCCCCCUCCCAACCUCCUCACCAAUAUAUCUCUCACAAAACCCACACCACAGUUACGUCCUGAAUGGCAGCCUAUUCCCUAUAUGGUGCACUACUUUUGUCCAGAGACCUAUCUGGUCAAAAGUAGUGCACCAUAUAGGGAAUAUGGUGCUAUUUAAUCUGCAGCCACGUAUCUAAAACGUUCACCUCUGAAUUGUACACGCACGCAGCUCGGAGUAUGAGGAGAUUACCAUUGACCCGGUGUGCAGCUGGAAACCCGUUCCCAUCAAACCCGACCUUCACAUCAAAGAAGAGCCGGACGGUCCGGCACUGAAGCGCUGCCGCACCCUGAGCCCCAGUCACAUGAUCUUGCCCAGUGUCAUGGAGAUGAUCGCCUCCCUGGGCCCAGCCUCAUCGCCCUACCCCUCCAUGCCAGCAGGGGGAAACGGCAGUACUCCGGACUACCCCAGCCAAGGUAGACUGACUAGCUCCUCUCAUGCGGUAGGGAAGCGUGGUGUCCUUUUCACUUCCAUAUCCACUUUUUUAAAGUAUUUUUUUUAAUGGACUUCAAGAGUAGCCUGAAAUCGAGAACCUGUUUUGUGCUAACAUUCCACUCCUUGGACUCUGUGUCACUGCCAAACGUGUAUGGCAUUAAAAGGAGUAGAAAGACAGCACAAACAGAAUGGUAUAGGGGAGAGUUGGGUCAGUCGAGCCAAAGGGUUAGUUGAGCCACCCCUUGUUUCUAGAAAACUAUACAUAAAAUGUAUUAUGUGACCAAAUAUCAUCAAUGUGACCAAUAUCAUCAAAUCAAAAUGUAUUUGUCACAUGCGCCGAAUACAACAGGUGUAGACUUUACCGUGAAAUGCUUACUUAGGAAGCCUUUCCCAACAAUGCAGUUAAAAGUAAUACAAAUUUGCUAAAUAAUAGAAAUUGUAACACAAUAAAAUAACAAUAACGAGGCUAUAUACAAGGAGUCCCGGUACUGAGUCAAUGUGCAGGGGUAUGAGGUAGUUGAGUUAAUUGAGGUAAUAUGUGCAUGUAGGUAGGGGUAAAAGUGAUCCUUUCAUGGAAUCUGUGAAGAAAGAAACCACAUGGAAAAAGUGGUAAGCAAAUGAGGUGCUUGUAUCUAAACCAAAGUGGUAAGCAAAUCAUGAUGCUUGUAUCUAAACCAAAGUAUAUUGUUUUUCUUUACACCAGUUGGGGUCUUUAUGAGUUUCAGUAUGAGAUCCUUAACCUAUCAUGAAAGUGCAUCCUUGUAGCUGUGUGUAGGCUAAUAUAGUCAAAAUGGUUGCUGUGGGGUAAAUUGAGCCAUUUGUCCAGGUGCAAGUUCAGCCAAUGGAUGAUCCAAUGGCAAGUUAAGCAAAUUGUUGCAAAGUGUUUUCUUCCCAGACGUAAGGCAUGGUAUUAUCGCCGGAAUAUGAGGUAACUCCAGGGCCUGGCCUAUGUUAAAAGUGUUUUAAAAAAGUACAAAGUGUUUGUUAGUUGUUAAGCGUAUGUUAAGUGUUAAAUCUGUGUUAAAAGGUGCUUAAAAUGAUUAAAAUAAAAGUGAUUGUGUUUGGGGAAAAAAUAUGGACAUUUUCUAGGUUUCCAUCCAAUUGGCGACAGAUUUAAAUGCGAAUAAUCUCAAAUCUGCAUAAAAACAUGUGCGUUUUCCCUCCAGAGAUGUUUGACUUGUUGCGGAUAAAAUGCUGUGCGUGAUGACGUAGUGCGUAUAAAAAUAACUUUUGCGGUUAAAUUCCCAUGUACCGAAUAAAUAAUACAAGUUAAAUGGGUUUCCAUUGCAUUUUCAACUCUACUGAUGGUUUUGUCACAAAAAAUGCUGCGUUAUAUAGCGAAUGUGCCCCUCUGGUCUAGCCAACAGCUAGCAGAUACAGUGUGGGUAGGCUACCUACAUAAUGAGAUUAUUAUGGACAAAAGAGCUAGAUUAUUUUUAUUUGUCAAACGGUAGCCAAGCGUCAGUCAUCAUGUCACCAGAUUAAGACCCUAAAUAUAGAUUUAUUGGAAAGGAGUAGCAAGCUCAUCACUGUGCACUUUCAACACCCUCUGAAGUUAAUCAUAAAUGAUUUGAUCUGUAGCCUUAUAAACUGUAUGCUUUCCCGAGUUGUAGUGGUAGGAUCACAAUAUAUCAUCGCGUGACUCCCAAGUUUACUUCGGUAUGAUGGUUAUUAUAUCAAUAUUUGUUCAUAAAGGCAUUUCCACCGCCAUUUCUCGCAUAAUUAAUUUUACAGACACAAAAAGAUCCCACCUUGUCUAGCGUAUUUUGUUUUGUCGACAUUUGGAAAGUUUACUCACAAAUGUUCUGUUUCCAUCUGGUCUGUCGUGACAUUUUUUUAUCAGACUUUACUCGCAUAAAAAGGUUGGAUGGAAAACUAGGUUAUGGUUUUAAAAAAGAUUAAUGAUAAUAUUUCAACCAGUACAGACAUUUGUAGGCAGCUCAAGUUACACUGUCCCUAUACUCAAAUUACCCCAUACCCAGGGUACGUUCUGCCAAGAGUCCACUUUUUUAGGACAAGCUAUGUUUUCAAAACUGUUAUGUUUACAUUAAUUCUGAUUAUUUCCAGGGAUACACAACAUCCUGAAAGAUAUUUCCUGAAAUAUAUUUAUUUGUUAGAAAGAAUAUUACAUUUCAAGAAUAUUACAUUUACAAGAAUAUUACAUUUCCCUUGACGUAAUGAUGCUACGUUACAGCCUUAUUCUAAAAUGGAUUAAAUAAAUAAAUCUCAGCAAUCUACUAACAAUACCCCAUAAUGACAAAGCGAAAACAUGGGCGGCAGGUAGCUUAGUGGUUAAGAGCGUUGUGCCAGUAACCGAAAGGUCGCUGGUUCUAAUCCCCGAGCCGACUAGGUGAAAAAUCUGUCGAUGUGCCCUUGAGCAAGGCACUUAACCCUAAUUGCUCAUGUAAGUCGCUCUGGAUAAGAGCGUCUGCUAAAUGACAAAAAAAAAAAAAUAAUAAUAAGUAUUCAGACCCUUUGCUAUUAGACUCGAAAUUGAGCUCAGGUUCAUCCUGUUUCCAUUUAUCAUCCUUGAGAUGUUUCUGCAAAUUGAUUAGAGUCCACCUGUGGUAAAUUCAAUUGAUUGGACGUCUAUAUAAAGGUCCCACAGUUGACAGUGCAUUUCAGAGCAAAAACCAAGCCAUGAGGUUGAAGGAAUUGUCCGUAGAGCUCCGAGACAGGAUUGUGUCGAGGCACAGAUCUGGGGAAGUGUACCAAAACAUUUCUGCAGCAUUGAAGGCCCCCAAGAACACAGUGGCCUCCAUCAUUCUUAAAUGGAAGAAGUUUGGAACCACCAGGGAGGUGACCAAGAACUAGAUGGUCACUCUUACAGAGCUCUAGAGUUCCUCUGUGGAGAUGGGAGAAACUUCCAGAAGAACAACCAUCUCUGCAGCACUCCACCAAUCAGGUCUUUAUGGUAGAGUGGCCAGACGGAAGCCACUCCUCAGUAAAAGGCACAUUACAGCCUGCUUGGAGUUUGCCAAAAGGCACCUGAAGACUCUCAGACCAUGAGAAACAUGAUUAUCUGGUCUGAUGAAACCAAGAUUGAACUUUUUGGCCUGAAUGCCAAGCGUCACGUCUGGAGGAAACCUGACACCAUCCCUACAGUGAAGCAUGGUGGUGGCAGCAUCAUGCUAUGGGGAUGUUUUUCAGCGGCAGGGACUGGGAGACUAGUCAGGAUCGAGGCAAAGGUGAACGGAGCAAAGUACAGAGAUCCUUGAUGAAAACCUGCUCCAGAGCGAUCAGGACCUCAGACUGGGGUGAAGGUUCACCUUCCAACAGGACAACAACCCUAAGCACACAGCCAAGACAACGCAGGAGUGACUUCGGGACAAGUCUCUGAAUGUCCUUGAGUGGCCCAGCCAGAGCCUGGACUUGAACCCGAUCGAACAUCUCUGGAGAGACCUGAAAUUAGCUGUGCAGCAACGCUCCCCAUCCAACCUGACAGAGCUUGAGAGGAUCUGCAGAGAAGAAUGGGAGAAACUCCACAAAUACAGGUGUGCCAAGCUUGUAGCGUCAUACCCAAGAAGACUUGAGGCUGUAAUCGCUGCCAAAGGUGCUUCAACAAAGUACUGAGUAAAGGGUCUGAAUACUUAUGUAAAUGUUAUAUUUCAGUUUAUUUUUAAUUAAUUUGCAAACAUUUCUAAAAACUAGUUUUUGCUUUGUCAUUAUGGGGUAUUGUGUGUAGAUUGAUGAGGGGGAAAAAAACAAUUAAUUCCAUUUUAGAAUAAGGCUGUAAUGAAACAAAGUGGAAAAAGUCAAGGGGUCUGAAUACUUUCUGAAUACACUGUGUCUUAAGUGACUGCGUUUUCAUGAAUUUCAUUAUGUCAUCUUGAAGUCCAGUCAAAAACAGUAUGGGACUUUAUACGGAAGUGGAGAUGGAACUAGACAUGACUUUCCCAGUGGAUAACAAACCACGGUCGUGUCCAGUUGGCAUGAAAUAGAAGAAAAGAAAACACUGAACCAGAUACCAGUCCCUUUAGGAUUCUGCGAUUAUUAUGCGAGGGGUUUCACAUUUGACCAAUCACCGCACUAUUACUGCAUAAAACAGUCAAAUCACUGCAAUAUUACCACAUAAAACUGUAUGAUCACCGCACUACAAAAAGAGUGCUCACAAUUUUUACCAAUUGCUACACUUUUAAAGUAUAAAAUGGUUAAAUCAAGCCACACGUCAACAAACCUUUCCCCCUGUUUUCAUGACAAAGUCAGUGCAUUUUUGUGACAAAUUGGACAAAAUCAUCGCAAAUUGAGAAGGGAAAGGGGAUACCUAGUCAGUUGUACAACUGAAUGCAUUCAAUUGAAAUGUGUCUUCCGCAUUUAACCCAACCCCUCUGAAUCUAAAACCAAAAAACGCUGCAAAGGGGGACUGAGAUACGAUAGGAUAUUGUCUCACAAAGGAAACACCUGUUUUUAUUUUCUGUCACAAAAUAUUUGUACACGUUUUUUUAUGGAGUGCCCUAAUGAACACAACGCAGAGUUCAUUCAGUAAAGAAUGGUUCUGGCGUUUUUUCUUUAGUGUACAAAUACAAAGGUUUUGGACUGGUUUUCCCUCAAUAGCCAAAUCACCUCUCAUAGCCAUUCCCUGCUAAAACAUUACUCUUAUUUUUUACAAAGUAUUGCCGAGUCAAGAAUUUGAAAUUGAUAAAUUAGCAAAUGCUCUCUGUGAGAAAAAAAUAUGAAACGUUCUUCUCAUGUAAAUUGAUGGUAAAAGGGUGGAAAAUGUGUGAAUAACAAGAGUGUAUGUCUGUUUCUGCCUAGGAUUGGGAUACCCUAACCAGCCUGGGUUCUCAGACUUCCCAAAUUCCCCUGGCACCCCUAAUGUUGGGGAGUUCUCCUCGGGACCACCCCCCCUCUCCUACCAGGCUGAUUUGCCAAGUGGACUCCUCACUCCAGACAAACCUAUCGGACAUCCCAUGUCAUCCCAGGUACUAACCUCUACCCUGCUGAGUGCUUUGUUCUUCCUGUUCUCAAUAGUCUGGAGUCUUGAUUAACGAAUCCACCGCACCUCUAAAAUAAUAAUGUUUGUGCUCUUACGUAUUAUGGUUCACUUUUCUUGUAGCCAGCUGUCGUUUAGAGACCGAACUGUGGAGUGUUGUUGUAGACCUGGUCUUUCUUUCUUUUGUAUGUGCAUCCUGGUUGACUAAUCAGUGUUGAUGAGACAUGUCGUUAUGAUAAGUUAUCCAUAAAAUUCAUAAUGUAAUCUGAAUGAAUUAACCAUAUAAAGUUGAAGUUCAACUAUAAAAAAUAUCCCAAGGUUAAGUGUGGGUUAAGAUGGUUUCAUAUAUUGCCUUGUUCUCUUGGCCGUUCUACAAAUCACAGGUGCCAUCAAAGUCAUAAAGUAUGUAAUGAAUUGAUGAUGAUUUCUAAUUGAAAGCAGCAUGACACUUUUGAAUAGUAGUUGAAUUUGAGUUGAAUUGGCAUGUUAUUUUUUUUAAAAUGUUUUCCUUCUAACACUCGGAACCAUGAUAGACUUCGAUGUGGCACUGACGUGUAUUACAGGAGCAAAUAAUCCUGUCACCUUCUUUUCAACUCAGAUUCCCCAUUUGGGCCGCAUGGACUCCUCCCACAGUUCUCUCCAGCAUCAACAGCAUCAGCAGCAUCAAGGCCUCCACGGCAACUCGCACCUCGGGGGACCAGGGGCACCCAUGAUGCAGCCUCGCAAUCCCUCCCAAAACACCAGACUACACACAGAAAGCUCCUUUGGGUUAGGGGGUCCCGCUUGCUCAGAGGUGCCAGAGCCUUCCUUGGAUGUGAGUAGCAACAUUUUAAUUCACUUCAUUCACUCACUUCAUGAACUAGCUACUCAGUGCAUUGCUACACGACAUUUACAUUCACACUGUACACAAUGGCUGUAUCGCAUUAGUGGAAUCCAAGACUGUUUUCAGGGCAGGUCUGCUGGUUUUGACUAGCAUAAGUUACUUUUCUGUAGCAGGUUAGGAGAAUUAGGUUAAGGUUAGGAAACGGGUUAGGUAAAAUGUUAAAAUUGUCCCAAACGUGGGGCCUCCCGAGUGGCGCAGCGGUCUAAGUUACUGCAGUGCUUGAGGCGUCACUACAGAUCCAGGUUCGAUCCCGGGCUGUGUCUCAGCCGGCCACGACCGUGAGACCCAUGAGGCGACGCACAAAUGGCCCAGCGUUGUCUGGGUUGGGGGAGGGUUUGGCCGGCCGGGAUGUCCUUGUCCCAUCUCGCUCUAGCGACUCCUGUGGCAGGCCGGGCGGGCGCAUGCACGCUGACACGGUCGCCAGUUGUACGGUGUUUCCUCUGACACAUUGGUGUGGCUGGCUUCCGGGUUAAGCGAGCAGUGUGUCAAGAGGCUGUGAAGCUUGGCAGGGUUGUGUUUCGGAAGACGCAUGGCUCUCGACCUUCGCCUCUCCCGAGUCUGUACGGGAGUUGCAGUGAUGGGACAAGACUGUAACUACCAAUUGGAUAUCACGAAAUUGGGGAGAAAAAGGUAAAAUAAAAUGUUGAUCUUGUCUCAUUGCUGCAACUCCCCAACGGGCUCGGGAGGUGACGGUCGAGUCAUGCGUCCUCAGAAACAUGACCCGCCAAACCGCGCUUCUCAACACCCGCCCGCUUAACCCGGAAGCCAGCCGCACCAAUGUGUCGGAGGAAACACUGUUCAACUGACGACCGAGAUCAGCCUGCAGGAUGCCAGCCUGCCACAAGGAGUCGCUAGAGCGCGAUGAGCCAAGUAAAGUCCCCCUGGCCAAACCCUUCCCUAACCCGGACGACGCUGGGCCAAUUGUGCGCCGCCCUAUGGGACUCCCAAUCACGGCCGGUUGUGAUACAGCCCGGGAUUGAACCCGGGUCUGUAAUGACGCCUCUAGCACUGCGAUGUAGUGCCUUAAACUGCUGCGACACCCGGGAGGUAACUCAAACAUAUCUAGCUACAACCAGGCCUGUCCUGAGAACAGUCUUGGUUUCCACUAAUGCAGAGCUGCUACGCAAUGGCCCUCAUUCAUCAACAUGUUCAUAAAUAGGGCAACAUUUUCAUAGUGCCAGAUUGAGGUUUAUGGUAAGUUUUGAACUUUUCACAAUGCUUUUGCACUACGUAAUGUGUAUUAUGUUGUUGAGGAAAAAUAGUUUGAGGAAUCAGGCAGAACUCAUUUAUUAGCAAUAACAGAUUUAUUCAAGCAAUUGGAAGGAAGAUCACUCUCAGGAUGAACCUGGAAAGUAACUUCCAGGAUCUACUGGAAAGGAAUUCUCAGUAUAUACCGGAAAGGAUCUCAAAGAUUUUACAUUCACAGUCUUUAUAUACUUCAUCUACACAAAGAGCUGCUUAACCCUCCUAGGGGGAGGCAAGCUUACAUGAGAGAUAAGGGGUACUUAGCUCUACUCCCUUAAAGCAUACAAAAAAUAAAAGCUAGUUCUCACAGCCUAUGUGUCUAAGAUAGGGGAGUGAUAAGAUCUUUAGAGCCUAAACAGACAGGAGAAGAAUUCAGCCUGGAUGGCUUUUAGUGUCCCAGAGAUAAGGCCGAAUAACAAAUCACUCCUUUGUAGGGUGUAUGAAGAGGUUAAUGGACAGCUGUGGAAAAUUACCAGUGACACUGGAAAAUUACCAUUGACUGUAACAAACCAUUUUGCACCCACAAUAGCAUUAGACUGUAAUAAAACAAUUUUGCGCCAACAAUGUGUAAUAAACAUAAUGUGUGGAUUUGAUCUUAUGAAAAACCCAUUUGCAAAACCAACACAAGUUUAAUGUUUGACUUCUACAAGCAGGGCUCUAAAGUGCGACCAUUUUGAUCGCAUAUGCUCCUAAAUAUUUUUCUGUGUGACCUGACGUUUAAUUUUGGGAGCACCAGUGCGACCAGGAUAAAAAAUCAUCCAGAUAAUAAUUGUUGUAAUGAUAGGCUUCACUGUGCAGGUGUUUCCGAGUGCCCUGAUGCAUCAGUCAUUUCUUGCAACUUUCUGAAGACGUAACGGCAUGGGAAUGCCUGUGUCUACCAUUUUGUGUACCAGUUAGCGAUGCCGAAACAGUAAUUUCUAAAGGCUUUCCCAUAAAACUUUUCCAAAUUAAAUGUUAACUGCAAAGUAGGCUUACCUGGCUGAAUAUGAUGAUAUGAUGAUUUAUCAAUCGGGUGGUCUUUUGUUUUGCAAACUCUGCUGUUGCAAAUUAUUACACUGAACAAAAAUAUAAACGCAACAUGUAAAGUGUUGGUUCCAUGUUUCAUGAGCUGAAAUAUAAGAUCCCAGAAAUGUGCACAAAAAGCGUAUUUCUCAAAAAUUUGGUGCACACAUUUGUUUACAUCCCUGUUAGUGAGCAUUUCUCCCUUGCCAAGAUAAUCCAUCCACGUGACAGGUGUGGCAUAUCAAGAAGCUGAUUAAACAACAUGAUCAUUAAAUAGGUGCACCUUGUGCUGGGGACACUAAAAGGCCCUCUGUGUCCAGUUUUGUCACACAACACAAUGCCACAGAUGUCUCAAGUUUUGAGGCAGCGUGCAAUUGGCUUGCUGACUGCAGGAAUGUCCACCAGAGAUUUUUCCAGAAAAUGUAAUGUUCAUUUCUCUACCAUAAGCCGUCGUUUCAGAGAUUUUGGCAGUACGUCGAACCGGCCUCACAACCACAGACCACGUGUAGCCAUGCCAGUCCAGGACCUCCACAUCCAGCUUCUUCACCUGUGGGAUCGUCUGAGACCAGCCACCCGGACAGCUGAUAAAACUGUGGGUUUGCACAACCGAAGAAUUUCUGCACAAACUGUCAGAAACCGUCUCAGGGUAGCUCAUCUGCGUGCUCGUUGUCCUCACCGGGGUAUUGACCUGACUGCAGUUCGGCGUCGUAACUGACUUCAGUGGGCAAAGGCUCACCUUUGAUGGCCACUGGCAUGCUGGAGAAGUGUGCUCUUCACGGCUGAAUCCCGGUUUCAACUGUACCGGGCAGAUGGCAGACGUAUGGUGUCGUAUGGGUGAGUGGUUUGCUGAUGUCAAUGUUGUGAACAGAGUGCCCCAUGGUGGGGUUAUGGUAUGGUAUGGGCAGGCAUAAGCUACAGACAACGAACACAAUUGCAUUUUAUCGAUGGCAAUUUGAAUGCACAGAGAUACCGUGACAAGAUCCUGAGGCCCAUUGUCAUGCCAUUCAUCCGCCGCCUUCACCUCAUGUUUCAGCAUGAUAAUGCACGGCCCCAUGUCGAAGGAUCUGUACACAAUUCCUGGAAGCUGAAAAUGUCCCAGAUCUUCCAUGGCCUGCAUACUCACCAGACAUGUCACCCAUAGAGCAGUUUGGGAUGCUCUGGAUCGACGUGUACGACAGCGCCCCUACCUUUUAAAAAAGUUAUCUGUAACCAACAGAUGCAUAAUCGAUAUUCCCAGUCAUGUGAAAUUAAUAAAUUAGGGCCUAAUGAAUUUAUUUAAAUUAACUGAUUUCCUUAUAUGCAUGUACAGAAACACCACUAGCCAAACACCAGUCUCUUGAGGUGCGCAAUUGAAAUUAAAAGGCAACAAUACCCUACAAAAUAUGUUUUAUUUUGUUCCCCAGACCUCAAAAGUAUAAGCGUUGUUGUGGACUUAGAACAUGCAAUUUUGUUGGUUUUCUAUUUUUUUAAAGUGUGAUUUUGAGAGAAAAACUGGGGGAAAUCUGAAACCUGGAAAAACAAAACAGAGAAGAAAAUAAAUCAGAUCUACCUGCCACAGUGGUUGGUGGACCAAAAAGUUCAUUUUUAGGCACUGUUCAUAAACCAUGUCGCGGAUUAUUCCAAAACCACUCACAGGUAUUUGUUUACACCUUGUUCAGUCAUGUUACCUCAUUAGCUAGCUAGCUAGCUAACAACCUGGUGACUUUACCGGUACAUCUAAACAGAAAGAAAGGAAAAGGCAUAGCUUCUUUAGAAGAUCAAUGAUCAUAGCAAUGAAUGAAUGACUGAUCUCUUGCAUCUCACAAACCUGACGGUCUUAAAAAUACUUUCAAUGUAAUGCAUCUCAAUAGGUAGUGCUUUUACACAAUGUAGAAACCUAAUAUUCCACAAAUGACUUUGUAAUUUCAAUGACAGGUUUUUGUAUCAAUAUUUUAGCUUUUUAUAACAAACAAAUGUCUUUACAGGGUUAAAUAUUCAUUUCUAGAGCACAACAUGUGCUUCAAAAGUAGCUAGAAUUCAUAUAGGCCCAAUAUGCUAUAUCUCAAUCAAUUAAAACAAAUAUAUUCUGGUGCUCCUAGAUUUUAUGUUGUGCUCCUAACACCAGUGCUACCAAUGAAAUAAGUUAAUUUAGAGCAAUGUGCAUACGAGUGGUCUCGGACCAAUUUACAUUUACGUUAUCCAGAGCGACUUACAGUAGUGAGUGCAUACAUUUUCAUACAGAUCUGAGCUACAAAAAAAAUCAGAGCUACAAAAAAAUGUGCAAGACAAUGGCUAAUGCCAAUGAUGACUAUAUUUGUGCUGUGAAUGAUUGAUUGAUGAGCGAGGCACAAUGUGUUCAUAAGCACAGUACCUGUUGUUGUACAUAAUCUUUAGGGAUUCUCAUUUCUCUUUCUCCUCUGCAGUUACUUCCUGAAUUGACAAAUCCAGAUGAGCUGCUGUCUUACCUUGGCCCCCCCGAUUUACCGAGCAACAGCAAUGAUGACCUACUCUCCCUCUUUGAGAACAACUGAGUCCUGGUGCUCCUCUCCAGUCUCCCAUGGUUCCCUGCAACACAUAAACUACAAACGAGAAGUAUCCCACCUACAAUGUGGGUAUUAAAAAUACUUCCUGUAAUAUAAGAGCUCCCCUUGAGCCGAAAAUGGCCGUCAGUGGUGGGGGUGUCGAGAGGACUUUUGAAUAUGCGGAAAAUCUUUGAUGUCCUUUGUCUGACUAUAAACUAUGGUAAUAUUUUGUUUUAUAUCUGUAAACAAUUCCCGCAUCCAUUCCCUUGUUACUACCUUUCUUGCCCAAGGAUCCAAUUUUAUUUAAAUGCUUCCUUACUAGAAUCACAUUUAUUGUAUGUCAUUCAGAAGGGAUUAUAAAUGUAUGUACAUUUUCUUAGUCAAUGCAGUUGUGAUGCAAACUUAUGUCCAACUGAAUUUGGUGAGUUUGAAAUGUCCAUCAAAGUAUGAUUAAAUAACACCUUUUUUAAUUUACAAUAAUAAAUUGAAGAUUAAUACAUUGAGGGGAUGCCCUAUGUGUUUCAAAGAUAAACGAGAAAAUAUGUAUUUUCACUGCCUUUUACUGUGAUUUAUCAAUGCAUUCAUUCCAAGCUAUGAUCAUUUAGCACACUGGCACACAAACAAUUACUCAGUCUUUUUCUAUUCUAAAUUAACAGAUUUUUAUGCAUAAAUGUUUGACAUUAUAUUCAUUACAAUGGUUAACAACCUGGAAGGCAAAUGGAAUAAAUGGCAAUCUGUAA